CCCAAGAUGGUAUGCAUUCAGAUCCAUUCCCAGAAAACUUGAGAAUUUGGGUUUUAGCUUGCCUUGUGACUGAAAGCAAAAAGAAACUGGAAGUACUUGUAUGGUUAAUUGACUUCCUGGAAGACAGGAUUUAUUUUUUUUCCCCUUCGAACGUACAUUCAAGUCACUUGGAAAAAUGAUAAAGGCGUGGUGCUUGCUGAAAAACCAACAUUGCUUGAGUCAGUCUCAUCAGAGUCUCCUUUCCUCCCCCAGAUCUGGUUCCUACUCGGCAGAAUACAAAAGAUCCUGGCCAUGGAUUUGGCACACAACCAAUCAAGUGAGUACUAUUACGAAGAGGGUGAAAUGAAUGCCACUUAUGAUUAUGGCCUAUUUGAAACGAUAUGUUUAAAAGAAGAGGUCAGGAAUUUUGCAAAAUCAUUUCUGCCUGCCUUUUACACCGUGGCUUUCAUCGUUGGGCUCGCAGGAAAUUCUGCAGUGUUAGUGGUUUACUCCUUCUACAAGAAACAGAAAUCGAAGACUGACGUAUACAUCAUGAAUUUGGCCGUGGCUGAUUUACUCCUGCUAUUCACCCUGCCUUUUUGGGCCGUAAACGCAGUGCAGGGGUGGGUAUUGGGGCAGACGAUGUGCAAAGUAACCUCGGCUCUCUACACCAUAAACUUUGUGUCUGGCAUGCAGUUUCUGGCCUGUAUCAGCGUAGAUAGAUACUCUGCAGUAACUAAUGCUCCAAGACUGGAAAAAAUUGGAAAAACCUGCUGGGUUAUUUGUUUCUGUGUCUGGAUAGCUGCAGUUUUACUGAGCGUACCCGAAUUAAUUUUUAAUACGGUCAGGAAAAACAAAGACAGGUAUAGAUGUCUUCCAAUAUUCCCACAGCACCUGGGAAUAUCUAUGAAAGCAUCGAUUCAGUUGCUGGAAAUCAGCUUGGGUUUCGCAGUCCCCUUUCUGAUCAUGGGGGUUUGCUAUUUUAUCACUGCUAGGACUCUCAUUAGGACUCCAAACAUUAAAAAAUCUCAGCCCCUCAAAGUUCUGCUGGCAGUGGUAGUGGUUUUCAUUGUCACCCAGUUGCCGUAUAACAUUGUCAAGUUCUGGCGAGCCAUGGACAUCAUCUACUUACUAAUUACAGACUGUGGCAUGAGCAAACGCAUUGAUGUCGCAAUCCAGAUCACAGAAAGUGUAGCCCUAUUUCACAGCUGCCUCAAUCCAAUUUUGUACGCCUUUAUGGGAGCCUCUUUUAAAACGCAUAUUUUGAAAAUGGCAAAGAGAUACGGAUACUGGAGAAGACAGAGACAAAACCCUGAGGAGAUUCCUUUCGACUCAGAAGGGCACACAGAACCGACAAGUAGUUUUAGUAUUUAGCAUUCAGACUUCUCUUGCUUAAAAUGCAGCCUUUAUCUCAAGGGAUGCUGCUCACUCUGAGGUAAGAAAGAGAACAUCCACAUUACUCUGACUCUUAAGUCCAAAAUCUGUGGAAAUCUUUGGAUGGACCAAGAAAUGACAUGCCCAAGACACUCAAAAUGUAAUUUAAAAAAGGUGUUUUUUUUUUAAAAUAAGGCUGAAUAAGACAAGGCAUGUGUUAUGUGAGAAAAAGAAAACCUUAGGAACAAAUCCACACCGGAAAUAAUUCAAAUAAAUAUGAAGAGUUCAGGAUUGACAAUGACUGAAACGCUGGAACCAGACCCAAGAUCUGGAUGAACCAACAGAGCCAACCAUUGAAAAUUAACUGACUACAAAAAGCCAUGGGAGAAUAGAGCAACAAAUUUUAACGUGACUUUCUAAGCCAUUUUUAACUUUCUGAAUUUUAUCAAAAGAGGCUUAUUUCAUUAAAUCAUAUCAGGACUUUAAAAAACAUACUCCAAUAACCUUAGAGUAAAAUAUCAUUCAGCAUUUCUCUAGAACUCAUUUUAUAUGUAAUCUCAUAUAACAUCAGCAGGUGUGUAGUUAAACAGAGAAUUGUACAGUAUUUUAUUGUUUUGUUUUCCACAUACUUUUGCCAUGUUUCCAAGAUGACUACUCAUUUUCCUACACUAGAAUCUCCUUUCAUCAUGAUCUGGUUUCUAUUACUAAAUACUGGAUUUGUAACUGUAAGGGCAAAGCCUCAAAUUACAAAUUUAUCUGCUAAUUUCUCCAAAAAUGGGUUUUCUUCUGAGACGCCUGAAGAACUUAGUGCUACAAAACCUCAAAAUCUGCCCGUUACAGCUCUCUGAGGCCCAUCUUUCCCAGAGAUCUCCUUGAAGGUCCACCUUGACCAUAAAGAUUCCACCUUCAUAAUUUCUACGUGAGAAAUAUUUAUAUAAAGAGCUAGGUUGAAAAGACCAGUACCUAAAUUGAAACCACACACACACAAAACCCCAAAACCCCAAACUUGUGUCUAAUCAUCUUGAAUAAAUGAAUCUGCUUUUCAAUGCAGAUAAACCAAAAUACAUUACAAAAGGUAUAUUUUCUAGACUCAGUAACAAAUAAUUUAGCAAAAAAAAUCUGAUUCAAGAGCAGAGCGAUUAAGAUCAAAUGCAUUGGAAAUAUUCUGGUUCUAAUAUAAACUAAAGCCAUGGAUCCUCAACACAUGUGGUUCCUGAAGAUCAGUUACUUCUGUUUCUAGAAGUAGAACAUAAAUGAAAUAAAUACACUGUUCUUGGGAAAUGCAAAACCAAAAAGUGAUACAAACAAUGACGACAGGGUGUCUACUCUCAAGGAAGAGUCAGAAUAACUGAAUGUACAAAUGCAAAAGGACGCAUUUCAUUCAGCACAAGGUUUCUCCUGGGAUAGAUACAGUGUACCUUCCCCAUAAUAAAACUCUUUUCCCUGUG
Ornithorhynchus anatinus (platypus) is the source of this 2801-nucleotide messenger RNA. It is a transcript of the gene ACKR4, whose product is annotated as atypical chemokine receptor 4. The transcript has 2 exons. The record is from RefSeq and is a predicted model, not a curated record. Gene Ontology annotation, biological process: chemotaxis; immune response; G protein-coupled receptor signaling pathway. Bases 292 to 1353 code for a protein of 353 amino acids. Gene Ontology annotation, molecular function: chemokine binding; scavenger receptor activity; chemokine receptor activity. NCBI's taxonomy places the organism in Eukaryota, Metazoa, Chordata, Mammalia, Monotremata, Ornithorhynchidae. Gene Ontology annotation, cellular component: membrane.